Messenger RNA from Leishmania braziliensis MHOM/BR/75/M2904, 807 nucleotides. RefSeq lists its product as hypothetical. The transcript has a single exon. Lineage: Eukaryota; Euglenozoa; Kinetoplastea; Trypanosomatida; Trypanosomatidae. The record is from RefSeq and is a predicted model, not a curated record. Bases 1 to 807 code for a protein of 268 amino acids.
AUGUCGUGGAACCUCAAGGGACGGGCCGCGAUUGCUGCCCUCGAUCCGCCCACUCGCCAUCGCGUUCUGCACUCGCAGACCAUGACGCGGUGCGCCAACAAGCCGUUGCUGUGGGUACUGGAGGAACUGACCACUCUCCGCUCCCUCGGCGGCCUCACUGGUCCCCUGCACAGGGCAAACUACUUUAUCUGCCUUGUUGUCCGCCUCCUGCAAAUUUGCCCCUCGGUCGCCAUCGCGCGGGUCAUGCUGGAGCAGGAUGUGCACAAGUACCUGCGCGCCGCGGCGCUUCUGCUUAUCCGUUUUAUCGGAAACAUGGAGCUGCAGCGGGAGGCAAUGCAUGUGGGGUGGUCAGACUACCGCAAGCUGUGCCUCUACGGAUCUGACCCAGCACAAGAGUGGAAAGAGUCGACGUCAGCCACUGUUGCCGGAGCGGGGGGAAUGGCGACAGACACAUUCAGGACGCUUGCCUCCUCUAUGCUACCGCUGGACCAUUACAAGCGGCCACGCGCGGAGAUGGAGAUGUGCAGCGGUAACAGCAAUCUCUCUGGUGACGCACAGAGCAGUGAAUUCGACAGAGCGAACGCACAUGCGCCAGAGCCACCACGGUACUUGCUGAUCCGCAUGGAUGAGUUCACCGACUAUGUCUUUGGUGUACCUCCUGCCUCCACAGCGUCACAGAGCAAAGGAGCAGAGGAGCUCUUGAAGACACCUGCCUCACCACCCAUACCAUCUACGCCAGGCGCAUCAUCUCGUACACUUCCGGGACACACGUUCAUGGGACUUUAUUUCCCCGCUCUAAUCGUGUAA